UCCAAGAUGGCGGAGCUCAUUGCGUUCUGUAACAACACUAUCGCCAAUUUAUCUGAUUUAUUGAGUCUACCGGAACCCGCGCUGCGUUUUUUGAUUGCAGUACUAGCAGGUUUUCCAUUAGCCUUCUUUCAAAGAAGUUUCCUCCAUGGUAAAUCUGCUACUCUUCACCAUGCAUACUUUGUUAUAUGUGGUCUCAUGUUGUCAUAUUUCAAUUAUGGUGCUGAAAGCCUACACUCUGCAUCAUCUGUAUUUAUCAAUUAUUUAUUGAUAUACUUUGCUGGUGGAACAGACAUCUCAAUUAUUAUAUCGUUCAUCUUUAAUAUGGGUUAUCUGGUAACUGGAUAUAUAUAUACGGCUACUGAUACAUACGAUAUCACAUGGACCAUGCCACACUGUAUCUUAACACUCAGACUUAUAGGUUUAAAUUUUGACGUAUAUGAUGGCAGUAGACCUCCUGAAGAAAUCUCUAAUGAUCAGAAAAUGACUAUGUUAGUUAAAAAGCCAUCAUUACUGGAAAUAGCAGGCUAUACGUAUUAUUUCGGAGGAUUCUUCUCAGGACCACAGUUUCCAAUGCGGAGAUAUUUUGAUAUGUGUAAUGGUGUGCUCACAGAUGGUGCUAAAGGUGAAAGACCAAAUUGUGUUGCCGCAGCGAUGAAGAAACUUGCUCUUGGUACAGUUCUUAGUAUUCUCAACACUGUCAUAGUUCCCUGGAUUCCUGAAAGUUAUUUUCUUACAAAUGAUUUUGCUGAAUUAGAAUUUUACAAACGUCUUCUGGUAUUGGCUGCAUGGAGUAACAUGACACUAUUUAAAUACAUGUUAAUAUGGUGUUUUGCUGAAGGCACGUGUAUCUUAAGUGGCCUAGCAUACAAUGGCAGAGACAAGGAUGGCAAUGCAUUGUGGGAUGCAUGCGAGAAUAUAAAAAUGUUUAGGUUUCUAUUUAAUCCAAGUUUCAGAUCGAUUGUGAAAACAUUCAAUACUAACACAAAUCAAUGGGUUUUACGAUAUGUAUAUAAAAGAUUAAAAUUCCUUGGUAAUAGAAAAAUCUCUCAGGCAUGUACUCUGUUUUUCCUUGCACUAUGGCAUGGUCUAUCUUCUGGCUAUUAUAUGACAUUUAUGAUGGAGUUUGUUAUUACUAAUGUUGAAGACAAGAUGGUUGAGGUUGCUAAUAAAACUGGUCUUAUCAAGCUGAUGGACAACCCUAUCACAAAGGUUCCAACUUAUUUAGUGUGCAAACUAUGGCAAUUGACAUUCAUGGGGUAUCCACUUCUUGCAUUUAAUCUUCUAACAUGGCGAAGACAAGUACAGGCAUAUAGUGCUGUCUACUGGUGUGGGCAUAUCUUUUACAUGGUUUUAUUUCCAGCUCUUUAUAUUUUUGUACUGAAUCCACUUUUGACAAAGCCAAAACCAAAAAGUGAUGUUGGGACCAAACCAAAGGCAGAAUAG
Messenger RNA from Saccoglossus kowalevskii, 1443 nucleotides. RefSeq names its product lysophospholipid acyltransferase 5-like. Gene Ontology annotation, biological process: lipid modification; phosphatidylcholine biosynthetic process. Gene Ontology annotation, molecular function: lysophospholipid acyltransferase activity; 1-acylglycerophosphocholine O-acyltransferase activity. Gene Ontology annotation, cellular component: membrane. The record is from RefSeq and is a predicted model, not a curated record. Lineage: Eukaryota; Metazoa; Hemichordata; Enteropneusta; Harrimaniidae.